AUGAGUGGAUGCUCAAAAUUUGUUACAUUUCCAGAAUUCAAGAGAAAGAUGAAUUCCUUAAAAAAGUUUUAUCUAAUAGGCAGUGGCAUUAUAGAAUUGCAUCCCUCAAUUGGAAAUCUCAUUGGGCUUCAUGAGUUGUAUCUAGAUGGUUGUGAAGAUCUUACAACUCUACCAUGCAACAUAUACGAGUUACAAAAUCUAGAGAUCCUAAAUGUGAGUGGAUGCUCAAAUCUUGUUACAUUUCCAACAAAAGCAAGCAUUUCACAUGAUCAUGACAGUGGUUCACUAGCGCUUCCCAAGCUCCGUGUACUAAGAAUCAACGGAUGUAAUUUAUCAACUGCUGAUUUCAUUGGGAGUCUUGAUUGCUUGGAAACAUUAACCGAACUUGAUCUCUCAAGUAACAAUUUUGUUAAUGUUCCUGCACUUGGCAAAUUUGUCAACUUGCCAAGGAUUGACUUGGAUGGUUGCAAGAGACUUCGAGAGAUUCCAGAGCUUCCACUAAAUAUACUCAGGGUAUAUGCGUGGGAUUGCGAAUCACUGGAGAGAUUUUCGAUAUUGCCCCAGUCUUUGAAUAUGCUAGAGAUGGACUUGUGUAAUUGCCAUAGAUUUAGUUACAGUCUGGGCUAUGACAUGGGGAAGAUGGAAAAUAUUUUGCUGAAUAAUCAGAAGUCCCGGUUUAGGCUUUUAUUACCGGGUAGUGAGGUUCCGAAGUGGUUCCAUUGUUCUAAGGAGGUUGCUGCUAAUGAAAACGGCCCGUCCGGUACAUGUGCACUUUCUUUUGAAAUCCCAAGCAAAUUGAAUUGGGACAACAUAGGACUGGCUGUUUGUUCUGUUGUGGAAAGACGUAGUUUUAUGACUCGCGAUGGAGCUGAUAUUUCUAUCAAUGGGGUAUUCAUACAUCGGUGUGCCAAGUUGCCCAGUUGGCGCCGUUCCAAUUGGCUCUAUCCAAGGGCAGACCAUAUGUGGCUUACUCAUAUUCCAUUAUCUGAUGAAAUAAAGGGUAAGGUGGAUCAAAAGGGUUGGUCGCGUUAUCACUGUCGAGUUCAAUUUUAUUGUCCUCGAAUGAAAAGCUGUGGAGUUCACCUCGUAUGCGAACCACCGAAUGAAUAUUCAAAUAAGAGUGGUGAGCUAGAGUGGAGUUCUCCUCGUAUGCUGACCCUGCCGAUGGAAGUGUCUGCGAAUCCAGAACAAAAGAGGCCUCGUAAUGGAGGCAACGACGAUUAUGACCAUGAACAAGAGCAGCAGGAGCAACCAAUUCCUUCAAAACGACACUGCACUGAGGACCAACCGUCAAUGCCUCCAAUCCCCGAUCACUCUGCAUCUGCAUCCACCUCUGGUGUGUGGUGGAGUCUACCGGAUCAAAUCUUCCAGACUUGUGAUUGGCAAUAAAUUCUUGAUCUUUUUCCCAAUUCGCAAUUGACUCGGGCGAAUCUUGAUCCUAUCUCACCAGCCACUCCAGAGUUCCAACAAUAAUAUAUGUCAUGUUCUUUCAGAGACUAGCUGCUAUUAUCAGUGGGGAUUAUAGAUUUUCCACUUGGAAAGGUUACAGACUCUGGCCAAGUUGGACUAUAGAUUUUUCCAUUUGCUGAUUGCUGGUCUAACUGAAUUUGAGACGACCGCAAAUGAGCUAGAAGCAAAGAAUUUCUAGCCGGCUUUGGCCAAGUAUCUUUCUUCCAAGUAUCUUGCUUCAAGGUGAUGCAGCAGAUGGGAGCUGACACUAUUGAGGACGAAGGAAUUGGUUUUCAUUGUUUCUAAGGAUAGAAUUGAUACUGUGAGUAGUUACUCUUUCUUGGAGUUUGGCUCUGUUGUAGAUUUAUGCAAGCAAUCAUUAAUCAUCUGCAUCAAUUCAGCAGCACAUAUUCAAUAACUAACACCAAUCUGGAUUACCAUUCAAAAGGUCUAGUGGCACCGUAAGAAGGAGAUGAAACUACUUCUACCCAAGGUAACCAGCAAACCUGCAUAGCUCCCAUCACUCAGCUACUCCACAGCUUCAAUGACACCAUGAGGAAGCAACUGAGUUCUUUGUCUUCAGAACCAACAAAACCUCGUGGCGCAGAUGAAGGUGAUCAAGACCUGUAGCUGUCUUUGUCUCUGCAACUAACACUACCAUCUACUUCAGGUGAUCAAUCUGUAAGUUCACAUGCAUGUCAUCUUCUUUGUAUCUCUUUCUUUUCCAAGUUUUAACUACCUUCUGAAGCAGUAAAACUAUCUCCAUGGUGCUACUGUUGUACUAUAUGCAAGGUUGUUUCAGAAUAACAGUGUUUAUUAAGGUUUAUUCCAACUUAAUCCUACAUGUUUCAAAAUCCCGUUUACUAAAAUUGAUUUUAAAAUACCAACUUUAAUAUCUCAACUCCGGCGAUUUCAUCAUUUUCUUGAUUACAUUUAAUAUCUUAAUUGCAUCCAAUACCAUGAAGAAAUUAUGAUCCAUGUCUGCUAGCAGCUGUUUGAGGUGCAUCAUGUACAUUAAAUCUGGCCUAUUUUGAGGUGCAUUAAGGCCAAUGUUUCAUAUUUUCAGCCUAGCAGCUGCUACUUCAGAAUUGACCAAAUGGCCGUCACUUUACACAUAGCACUUCAUAGGUUAGUUCAAAUUCAUUUAUGCAUUGGUAGUCUUAAAUGUCUAUGGUGCAUACAUAUAAGGCAUUGACAUUGAUUUUAAUACUUUGAAACUGUGAAUAUAAGAAAUAAAGAAAAAGAGAGGACAAUGACAUUCAUCUUUAAACUAUGUGAUUGAAUCGAUCAGUAGGGAACAAAAUGGCUCUCUGUACUUCCUCUCUUUUUUCUUUCUUUUCUAGAUAUGCUCCAAAAUCUCUGUACGAAAUACUCUCUAUAUCACACUUUGAUUAUGUGAUUAAACUAUCCUGCCUCCUAGCUAGAACUCAGAUGUUACAGAAACAAUGAACGGAUCUUUGUAUUCCUUAAGAAUGCAGUGAUACUAGCACAUGGUAUUAGAAA
Messenger RNA from Rosa rugosa (rugosa rose), 2952 nucleotides. Its product is annotated as TMV resistance protein N-like. Bases 1 to 1389 code for a protein of 462 amino acids. Gene Ontology annotation, molecular function: protein binding. The record is from RefSeq and is a predicted model, not a curated record. Lineage: Eukaryota; Viridiplantae; Streptophyta; Magnoliopsida; Rosales; Rosaceae. The transcript has 5 exons.